Messenger RNA from Cylindrotheca closterium, 1365 nucleotides. The record is from the annotation of a GenBank genome assembly. NCBI's taxonomy places the organism in Eukaryota, Bacillariophyta, Bacillariophyceae, Bacillariales, Bacillariaceae.
AUGGCCAAUUACAGCAUGAUCCAGGAAGUGAUAUUGGUGGACGCCCGUAGCGAUUCCAUGACCAUUUCGUGGACCAAAGUGGAAGAGGCGGUCUGUUACAUUUUGGAAUUCCGCACCGUCAAUCCUUUGGAGCCGGAUUGGCAACGCUUGGCCGAAGACAUUCAAGGAACUUCCUCUCGCAAGCGAAACCUGAUGCCCGAAAGCCAAUACUUCUUUCGCAUCAGUCCUGUGUACGAAGAUGAUACCGUCGGACCUUGGAUUACUCAUCCAGAAUCUUUUGAAACUCUCACUCAGGAACAAGAUGAGGAUUAUGCCAUGGCGGCUCCCAUUGUUACCAUUCCCGCCGAACCUAACGCUCUGAUCAUUACUUGGGAGGAAGUUGAUGAAGAUGUCCACGGCUUUGAAAUGCAAAUGCGGGAAAACAAGGGUGGUGCCAAGUGGUUUGGCUUUCAGGUGUCAAGUGUGUCGUCUGAAGUCAAGAAGAAGAAUUUGACGUCGCCUUGGGGAUACCAAUUCCGAGUUAGACCCGUGACGGACUUUGAUGAACCCUUUUCACCACCUUCCAAUCCAGUGCAACCACGAAGAGGCGAAAAGUACAACCGCAAUCGUGCGCAACCAGCAGCCGCACCACGUUCGGCUCGACAAGCUUCGCAACAAUACGAAGAACAGGGGUAUGCUGAGGAAGAGUAUUAUGAUCCAGAUGCUACUCCUCAACGUCAAUAUGGUGAUUUCAAAGAAUAUUGCAUGCCAGCACCCUGGUUCAAGACUGCUGGAGAAGGUGCUGUCCUCAUUUGCUGGCAGCGACAACAAGGUGCCACUGGCUACGAACUGCAAAUGAAGGAGAUUGUGCCUGGCUAUUCUCAAGAAGAAGGUUGGGAAACCAUCGCCGCUCGCCUCUCGGGUACAGAAGUCAAAAAGAAGAACUUGUGGUCGGCCAAUGGCUAUCAAUUUCGGGUGCGACCCGUCGAUGGCCCCAUGUCCGGCCGUGGCUUUUCCAAUCACUCCAAUCCCGUCGUCUUGCCGCAAACUUCCAAAAUGAGACAGGCCCGCACAACCGCUGGCGCCAAAUUGAGCCACGAUGUCAUCCACGCCAUGCCUGCCCCCUGGUUCAAGGGUGCCAAUGAGAAGAAUGCCAUUAUGGUGGUCUGGCAACCUCAAGCCAGAGUGACUGCCUAUACUCUACAAAUGAAGGAAUGCGCUCAAGGAGAACAAUGGCAAACAAUUGCAGAGCGUCUGACCAACACUGAGGUGAAGAAAAAGAAUUUGUAUUCUCAAAAUGGAUAUCAAUUCCGUGUCAAGCCACUGGAUGGACCAAACAAACACAAGGAGUUUUCCAAACCAUCUUCGAUUGCCUUUGCCCAUUAA